Messenger RNA from Theobroma cacao (cacao), 835 nucleotides. RefSeq names its product late embryogenesis abundant protein. Lineage: Eukaryota; Viridiplantae; Streptophyta; Magnoliopsida; Malvales; Malvaceae. The record is from RefSeq and is a predicted model, not a curated record.
UAGAAUAGCUCUAGGCUCGUUAUCCACAAACCAAGCUUUGCCUGCAGAAGUGCCAUCUGGGGGAGACUCACCGGCAUAAAAAGCAGAAAGCCCCACGUAACCAGAAGCUAUAUACGAACUCGACACGUCUCCAUGACAUUUCCACGUGUCGUACUGUGACAGAAGGUUUCUGGUAUUUUCUUUGUGUCUCUUCACAACUGGAAAGAAAACGAAAAUGAAUCGGGCAAUUCGAUCAGUUCGAGCUCAGCCACCAGCAAUUUUCUCCUCUUCCCUGCAAUCUUCUUUAGGCCACAAAAGGUCAGUGAUCAGGUUCAGGCCUGUUACAAGUUCUUCUAAGGGUUCAGGAAAUCCACAAACCAUGGACGAGACAGAAAAAAAUCCUAACGAAAAAACUGGAGAUGUGAUGUCUCAUUCAUUUGGAGAGGGGUAUGCCACGAGGUCGGAUGAAGAAGGAUUUGGAGGGACAUAUGGAGGGAAUCAGAGUAACUCUAAAAUAGAAAUGGACAAGGAGAUUCAUGAAAAUCAUCCAGCUUAUGACAAGACACAGGGGAGUGAAGUGAAAGAGAAGGAGAAAGCCAGGCACCAAACCCAGGCUUCGAGUUAACUUGGAAGAUCAGAGAUUUGAUGUUUAUGAGAUAUAUUUUGCUCUGGAAUUUUUCUCUCUUGGACUAAUCUAUCUACGCUGUGAAAGCUGCUGAAGCUUUCUUUUUUCUUUCAGUAUAUUUGUUAAUGUGAAUUGCUGGUCCUUGGGACACCCUGGCUCGCUUAUUAUAAGCCUUGAAGUGGCAUAUAGGUUUUAGGGUUUUAAUGGGAUAAAUUUUGAACCAUUUGGAUA